Aspergillus nidulans FGSC A4 is the source of this 1017-nucleotide messenger RNA. RefSeq lists its product as uncharacterized. The transcript has 2 exons. The record is from RefSeq and is a predicted model, not a curated record. The coding region runs from base 1 to 1017 and encodes 338 amino acids. Lineage: Eukaryota; Fungi; Ascomycota; Eurotiomycetes; Eurotiales; Aspergillaceae.
AUGUCGACUGAGGUUAUCGACCCCUAUGGAGAUAUUAUUGUCGCUUGUUCAAACGUCAACUUCCUCGUCUCCUCCAAUGCACUGUCGCUGGCUUCACCAGUCUUCUAUAGCAUGUUCAGGCCUGGCAUCAAAGAAGGACUUGCAGUUAGAGGAAUCCCGGGCAGCUUGGACGUCCCGGUUAUCCCAUUCCCGGACGAUGACUCCGAUACCUUUCUCCUUUUCUGCAAUCUAGCGCACCACAAGUUACCGGCUCUACCAGAGACUUUGAAUGCGACCUUGUUGAAGGACCUGGCGGUUUUCAUUGUCAAAUAUGCAUGCCGUCCGGCUAUCAUCGACCGCGGUUGGCUCUGGAUAACCAAGGAUGAACUGUCCGCCGAGCUGUCGCCGGAAGACUGCUGGAAUGCUCUGCUAUUUGCAUAUGCAAUGGACCUUCCAGACAGGUUUUCUUAUUUUUCCGGCAAGUUGCUGUCGUCACGGCGACAGAGUUUCAGCAACUGGGAUUAUGCCCUUGCGAACUUGGAAUUUAUCCCGCAUCAUGUUCUAGAACAAUUGGAUAUCAAGCAGGCUCUGCUACAUUUCAAUGUUGAGACCGCUCUCAUGGAGAUCGUGUCCGUAGCCCAGACCAAGUCUUCCAAGGAGUGUCGGAAGUUGAAGAUGUUUCUCGGGUCCUAUUCUCAAAUUUUGUGGAAAGCUGGCAUUCUACCUGGCAUGCUUGAACUUCGUCGAAAGACCCUCCCUCAAAUCAUGCAAUGCGCUCUGGGUCUUCCAGCCAUCAGUUAUAACCCUGGUUCGGGCGAAUGCGAUGGCUACUACAACGAGUGUUAUUGUUCCCACGCUAAUGAGCUCGAUAUCAAACAACACCUGCUGAAAGAAUUGAUGAAAUGCGCUGAGGAUGAACAAGCCGGAAUAUGCUUGUUGUGUGUCAAGCGUGAACCUUGCGAUAAGCACCCAAGACUCCAUAAGGAAGACGGAAACCUGGGCAAUGAAGAGAAAGAAGUCAGUGGUCCUGCGAUUUGA